Didymodactylos carnosus is the source of this 1710-nucleotide messenger RNA. NCBI's taxonomy places the organism in Eukaryota, Metazoa, Rotifera, Eurotatoria, Philodinida, Philodinidae. The record is from the annotation of a GenBank genome assembly.
AUGAAAUAUUGUUUUAGCCGCGUAUUGCGGCUCGUUAUUGGUUUGGGCUUGUUGAUAUUAAUGUUACCUGUUCUUCUAUCAAAACUGGAUUCUUUUAAUCAACGAACAGUAGUUAAAGUAGAUGAAGACUAUCCUCAGGAAACUGACUCGUUACAUGUAGCACAUUCGAGAAGAAAAGAAAAAAAAAUAGACGGAAAUCGAACGAUAACAACAGAUCUCGAACCGGUGAUGACGGCAGAUAAAUUAGGAAAUUAUGAGCCAGUCAAUGACUUGAAAAGAACGGGACCUGGAGAAAAUGGAGCUGGGAUAACGCUCGACGCUGAUGAAGACCGUAAAGCACAGCAAACUAUUGCAAGAUAUGGAUUUAAUAUGGUUGCAUCAGAUAAAAUAUCACUCGAUAGAAGAAUUAAAGACACCAGACCAGCAGAAUGUAAAAAUUGGCAAUAUCCAUCAGUCGAUAAAUUACCAACAGCAUCUGUGAUUCUUGUUUUCUAUGAUGAAGGAUGGAGUGUACUGUUAAGAACGGUGCACAGUGUCAUCAACACCUCUCCACCAGAAUUACUCAAAGAUAUUGUGUUAAUUGAUGAUGGAAGUGGAGACGUGAAAUUAUAUAGAACUGGACAACGUGUCGGAUUGAUUGAAGCUCGAACCCUUGGAGCGAAAAAAUCAACUGGAGACGUUAUUGUCAUACUAGAUGCACAUUGUGAAUGUGUAUCAAACUGGCUGCCCCCUUUGCUCACACGUGUUGCGUUAAAUCCGAAAGCGCUGGCUGUUCCAAUAGUUGAUGGUCUUGAAUGGAAGACCCUUGAACAUGUCAAUAUAUAUGGAUCAACAAAUUUUCGUGGUAUAUGGGAAUGGGGCUUUUUAUACAAAGAAACAGAAGUACCUGAACAAGAGUUAAAAAAACGAAAAUACAACUCGGAACCCUAUUGGUCACCAACACAUGCCGGAGGAUUACUGGCAAUUGAUCGACAAUGGUUCUUUGAACUGGGUGCUUACGAUCCUGGAAUUAAGGUUUGGCAAUGUGGAGGUGUCGUAGAAUGGGUUCCUUGCUCACACAUCGCGCACGCUUAUCGUGGUCCUCGUUCUCAUUCAUCUUAUGUACCAGGAACAAGUGCCCAUCAAACAUCAAUUAAUCACAUGAGACUUGCAGAAGUUUGGAUGGAUGAAUUUAAAGAAUAUUAUUAUAUUCGUGAACCGGCAAUACAUAAUUUAGAAAUUGGAGACAUAUCAGAACGAAAACAAUUGCGUAAAAAAUUAAAAUGCAAAUCAUUCAAAUGGUUUUUAGAUACAAUUGCAUAUGAUGUUUUACAAAAGUUUCCUGCCCCCCCAAAAAAUAAAGUGUGGGGUCAAUGUAAAAACGCGCAUAAUUCCGUUUGUUUGGAUGAUCGUGGAGCUGCAUUUGGACAACCAAUUGGCGUAGGACAGUGCUAUAAACAGAUGGUUUUUCGUUUGAAUGAAGAAGGUGAAUUAUCAGCUGGCGAACAUUGUUUCAUUUCUGAUCACGAAAUUGUUAAAAAGAAAUUUUGUCUUGAUCAUAAAGGAAAAUGGAAUCCGAUUGGCGAAUGGUCCUAUGAAAAUCAUACGAAACACAUUCGAAGUAAUAAAGAAAAACUCUGUAUGGAAACGGAUGGUAAAGAUUUAAAAUUGGCCUCGUGUGAUGAGAAAAACGGUUCUCAACAAUGGGAAUGGACUCCAAUUUUUUAUUGA